UAAAUUAAAAUAGACAUUGCUUAUCUAGUAUACAUAUUUUUUAUGCUUAUUUCAUGGAAACUAUUCCUAAUGUUCAAUAUAGCUACAUGUCGCGCGGCGUUUCUGCGCGUGUAUGUUUUGCUCGUUUACUCUAUCAGAACCGGCAAAAUGGACGAUAUAGCACUCCGAGUAUCUGAUCAUGUUUUAGAAGUGAUUUUUUCUUAUUUAGACUUGCACACGUUGAGAAACUGUUCGUUAGUAUGCAAGCGAUGGAAUCGUUUCUUAAAUGAUGAGAAUAAUGAUGCGUGGAGAAUGCAUUGCAUCAGAAAGUUAGCCCAAGAAGCACUUAGUUCCGAUUUAUUAUCAUCGGUGCCUACUUAUAAAUCAAAGCUUCGUGCGUUUUAUCAUGCAUGGAAUCCUAAUGACUGCUCUCGUAAUAUUUAUAUUAGGCCCAAUGGAUUUACUAUGCACAGUUAUAGGAAUCCAGUUGCUCAGAGCACAGAUGCCUGUAGAGGUAAAAUUGGUUUUCGACAUGGACGUCAUGCCUGGGAAGUUAUUUGGGAAGGACCUUUGGGCACAGUGGCAGUAAUAGGAAUAGCUACAAGAGAAGCACCUUUAUUAUGUCAUGGAUAUGUAGCAUUAGUUGGUUCUGAUGAACAUUCAUGGGGAUGGAAUCUUGUAGAUAACCAUUUAUUACACAAUGGAAAUGUACAAGGAAAUUAUCCUUUACUUAACAAUGCUCCAAAAUAUCAGGUUGGGGAAAGAAUUAGGGUAAUAUUAGAUUGUGAUGAUAAUACAUUAUCUUUUGAAAGAAAUUAUGAAUUUUUGGGAGUGGCAUUUAGAGGAUUGCCAGACAAAAGAUUAUACCCAUCUGUAUCUGCUGUAUAUGGAAAUACAGAAGUAUCUAUGGUGUACUUAGGACCACCUCUAGAUGGCUAACACUUUAUUUCUAAUAGAAACAUAUCUCCAAAAGUUUGAUGAAAUUUGGAUGCAAAAUUGUUUGCAUCAUACCAAAAUGUCUACUAUGAAGUAGAACAAGCACACCAAUGAACUGUAUGAUACUCUUUAAAAGAGAUGUGUGCCUGUUCAUUCAGUCAAUAACAUUGUAAAUAGUAUUAGCAUUCCAUUUCAAUCGAUAAAUUCAUGGUAGUGCUUUAUACAAUGCUAACAGUUAUAAGUUACUCAACAAUCAACAUUAAUAAAUUCAUUUCAUUUAAAUCAUAUAUCUGCUAAUAGUGCUGAUAUAUACAUUUUAUAAUGAAAUUUCCCGUUUAAAUUUUAUAUUUGAAAGUAUCUUUAUACACGAAAGUUGAGUGACAUAUUACUGAUUUUGAAAUAAAUGUAAAAAUAUUCUUAAGUUAGACAAUGUGUGAAAAGAAGUUCCUUCGCGAAUUAUAUAUGUUCUUUAAGAGAACAUGAAUUGAAUUAUUUUAUUAUUCUAAAAUCUCAUUAAAUCAUGUAGAUUAUAAUUUUUAAGUAAUAUUUAUACACAGACAAAUAAGUUCUUUGCUUUUCAGUAUUAAUAUUUGAGUCUUCAUAAAAAUAUUUUGCUUUAUAUGAAAACUAUUCAUAUGCCAAUAAAAUGGCAAAUUUUUAUUGUUUAUAAAAUAGUCAUAUAUUUAACUUAUUUCGAUCAUUACUAAAGACGCGAAUUAAAAAUUAAAUUAAUUUUUUUAUCGUCUUUAAUUACAUAGGAACCGUAAAACAAACUGUGAUUCAUCUGUAUUUUAUUAUGUUAACACCGUGUAAAGAUAUCUUAUAAGAUAUCUUAUGUUUACCAUACUUAAGAUCUUUUUGUAUAAAAUAUGUUUCUUUUUCCUUUUUUUUCGUAAAUUUAUUUAAAUAUUUAUAUGUAUUUAAAAAAAUUAUUAUUUAUUUUCUAAAUAUAAGUAUCAAUUUUUCUAAUACUGAUGAAACAAGCAGCGAAAUUGACAAACAAUUCGAAGAAAACUUCGUAAUUAUAGUAUACAGGGUGUUCCACUUAAAGUGUUCAUAGCUGCUUUAUUUUUAAAUGUACAAAACAAUGUCGUAAAUUGUAAAAUAUCACGUGAUAAACAUCACUCAAUUUGUAUGAUAAUUAAUAUUUUUCUUUUUAAGUAAAGCGAAAUAAU
This is a messenger RNA of Apis florea (little honeybee), 2090 nucleotides long. RefSeq names its product F-box synaptic protein (gene Fsn). Gene Ontology annotation, cellular component: SCF ubiquitin ligase complex; synapse. Gene Ontology annotation, molecular function: protein binding. The record is from RefSeq and is a predicted model, not a curated record. Gene Ontology annotation, biological process: proteasome-mediated ubiquitin-dependent protein catabolic process; synapse assembly involved in innervation. NCBI's taxonomy places the organism in Eukaryota, Metazoa, Arthropoda, Insecta, Hymenoptera, Apidae.